Messenger RNA from Ananas comosus (pineapple), 3023 nucleotides. RefSeq lists its product as uncharacterized. The transcript has 10 exons. The coding region runs from base 984 to 2849 and encodes 621 amino acids. The record is from RefSeq and is a predicted model, not a curated record. Gene Ontology annotation, molecular function: DNA binding. Lineage: Eukaryota; Viridiplantae; Streptophyta; Magnoliopsida; Poales; Bromeliaceae.
UAGAUUAGAUUUUAGAAUAGAGAAGAUUAUAAUCAUUAGAUAACUAAAUCAAAGGGAGAGAAGGGAUUAAAUUUUUUUUUAAAAAAUUAGCGAUAAGAUAGUGUGAUUUAGUUAUCAUCCAUUCUUAUACCCUAAAUAACAAAUCACAACUAAAAAAGCCAGAAAAAAAAUCCUAACUAACAAAUCAAAACAAAAAAAAGAGAACGCGGCACGAUGCUCAUUGCAUAUGGCAACACAGGGGGAUCCUGCGAGACCCCCUCGUACCGUACGUUCCGCCUCGUGCUGUACGGCAAGGGGCGACCCCUUUAUCCUUGGUUCCGAUGUACGGCACGAGGCGGUACUUUUAUCCUUGGUUCCGAAACCAAUCGGCACUUUCGGAAACUCGUUGUAACAUGUUUUUAGCUACACCUAUUUAGCAUUUUCGUCGCGUGUAGUUGCUCGAACAUCCAAAAUGGUUUGUUUCGGGGUAGUGGAUGGGUUAAGAAGAUGGAUGGCAUCCUCUGGGAUACUUUGUGGAUUGCGAAAGUGUUUUUGGUGAGUUUUCAUGAAUUCCGGCAGCAGGUUCCAAAAAUUGGUAAAUGAAACUGAUUGUUUGAUUGUAGCGUUUAGUGAUUAAAGUGACUUCGGGUCAAUUUGGUGUUGGUUUUGGGUUGUGGAGCUGAUUGUGACUCCGUGAGAUCUUUCGAAGGUCCGGGCGACGUUUAGGAGCAUCUUUCGAGUCGCGGACUCGUUGUUGGUUUUGAGGUGAUACUGGAGUGAGGGUCAGGACAGUGCAUGAGGGUGCUAGUAGAUAGACAUGUCCCAGGCCGUGAUGUUGAUGAUUUAGUUUAUCUUUCAUGUUUAGUCUUGCUUUUAUGUUUCAGAUUAAUGUUAUUUAACUCUAUUUCAUGUUAAUAAUGGUGGAUGUAGGUUCCUCAGUAGUUCGGUUGUUUCUUUCAGUAUUAGUAUCUUCAAAUAAUUAACUAUCGAUUUGUUUGGUUUCUAUGCCGUGCGUGUAUAGGGAAGACUCUGUCUGUUUGUACAGGAGAGACUCUGUCCAUGUAGCAGAUAUUUUCACUUCAAAAUCUUCCUUUGCGAACUACAUGAGUGCAAGAAAUAGUCAAUUGCUAAGCUAUAGGAAGAUUGCGCACGGACUUCCUUUUAUAUGGAAUAAGCAAAUAGGAUUUGGAUGGAAAAAUCACAUUCAAAUCCCCAAAAGGUCAACGUUUGGAGGGUUGUCUAUUGAUAAGAAGGAUGAACAUCUUAUCAAGGCAGUUGCUACUGUUGAACCUAAGUCAGUUCCCACCCCGGAUGAUGAGAUGUGCACUACCACUUUGGAAUAUGGUGUGUGUCAAGUAUCUCAAUUUUCACAUGAAGAGUUUUCUGAAAUAGAUAAUAGAGAAAAGUUGAGACGAAUGAGAAUCUCGAAAGCAAAUAAGGGGAAUGUACCGUGGAACAAAGGCAGAAAACAUAGUCAAGAAACUCUUCAACGCAUUCGAGAGAGGACUAAAUUAGCUAUGCAGGAUCCCAAGGUCAAAAUGAAGCUAGUGAACUUGGGACAUGCUCAAAGUGAGGAGACACGGUUAAAAAUAGGAGUGGGUGUGCGAGAAGGUUGGCAGAAGCGUCGUGAGAAGCUGAUGGUACAAGAAGGCUGCUGCAUUGAAUGGCAGAAUGCGAUUGCACAGGUAGCCAGAAAUGGUCUUGCUGGUGAAGAGGAGCUGCAUUGGGAUUCGUACAAAAUCUUGGAUGAACAGUUGAUGCAGGAAUGGUUGGAGAGUGUCGAAAGGAGGAAAACCAUGCCCAGACUAAAAGGCAGCAAGAGAGCACCAAAAUCACCCGAACAGAGAAGAAAAAUUUCAGAGUCCAUUUCCGCUAAAUGGGCUGAUCCUCAACUCCAAGGAGUAAACAGGCCCCAAGUAUAUGCACCUUCUGAAAACAGAGGAUAUCGUGAACGGGUUUGCUCUGCAUUGGCAAAGUAUCAUGGUACUCCCCUUGGAGCUGAAAGAAGACGAAGGAGAAAGCCACCGACUCAAACGGCUGUUGAGAAGGAACCUGUGAUAAAGAAACCUAUGCAACCCAAAAGCUCCAGCACUGAGACAAAGAUUACUAAGCAUAUAGCAUCCAAGAAGAAGAAAAACACUACUCCUUCCUACAAAGACCCCAUGGCAAGUACUAAACUAGAGAUGAUAAAGAAGAUAAGAGUGCGAAGAGCAGCACUGGAAACAAAGAAGAAAGAUGCCAUUGAGAGGGCAAAGUUGCUUAUUACUGAAGCAGAGAAGGCUGCCAAGGCUCUCGAGAUGGCAGCGUCGAAGAGCCCACUUGCACGAGCGUCACUUCUGGAAACAAGAAAACUUAUUGCCAAGGCGACGAGGUCCAUUGAAGGCAUAAAGCAUGGCCAAAUACCAAUGCAGGAUACUGCUGAGGAUAUAUCUUCAGAUUCUGCUAUAUCAGAAACAAGUGCGGGGAGCCAAACUUGUGAAGACAUACUGGACGAGCGACCGAUAAAUGGCGAAGUUCAUCUCUUCUCGUCGAAUAAUGGGAGCUACAAAGACCUCGAUAAAUCUACACUUCAGGUAGUAUUGAAUGGAAGGGAGUUGUCUUGCGCAUCUGACUCUGCAGAAAAUUCUACAGAAGUAUUUCAUCACUAUCAUUCACCGUCAUCUGAAUCUGAAAGCGGGAGAAAAGAUGUGGCACCGAUAAAUUUGCUCACCGGCUCAUCUACUGUCAAUGGAUCAAUCGUACACAAUAAAAUUGUACCUGCAAGAGGAGACGAAUCUUUGCGAAUCGACAAAGACGAGCUCUCCACGUCUGCAACUAAGACUAAGGUGAAGUGGGUCUGUGGGAAAUUGGUUGAAGUGGAAGAAGAUUGAGAAUUCUAUAGUGGGAUGAUUGCGAAUAUGCUACAUUAAAGCACUGGAGCAUAAUAAUAACCCUUCUACCCUAACGGUUCAUGGUCCAGAAGGUGGGUGUUAUAUGCAUGAUGUGGUCUAAUGAAUAUCGUUCGACAUAAUAGGCCUCCUAGGAGAAAUCAUUAUUUUUUUUUA